AAGAUAGUAAAGUAAUAAAAAAAGAGUAGAAUAAGUAGAAUAAGUAAGAAAAAAACGUAGAUUUUUAUCAUAAAAAAGUUUUAUGAGAUAGAAAAGAUUAAUUUAUAAAUUUUAAUUCAUAAUAAUUUAAAUCAUCGUAAUCUUAUUUGUUUUCAACAUUUAGUAUUUAAUAAAAUUUUGUUUGAAAGUUGAGGUUAUCUUUUUUUUUAUUUUGAUAAGCAAUGAAUAUAUUUACAUUAUUUAGAACUACUUAUCAAACUGUAGGAUUUAUUGCUCCAAAAGUAUCAUCUGUGGAAUCAUUCACAAGAUAUAUAAAUAAUAAUAUACAUCAUACAUGUAAUAAACAAUAUUCAAAUCUUUCAAGCAUGAAUAAAAUUACAUCUAAAUUACUUCAGCCAUUACUACCAAUAUAUAAUUUCACAUGUGGUUUAAAAACAAAAACUAUAUUACACCGAAGAUGUAGACAUUGUUUAUUAAUGUGGAAGAAUGAUAGGAAAUACAUAAUGUGUAAAGCAAAACCAAGGCAUAAUCAAGUGGAAAGAGUUAAAAAGGAAAAAAACACAUGGAUAUUAACACAUGCUACACAAAGUAAAAUAAGAGAAUGGUAAA
Messenger RNA from Apis florea (little honeybee), 609 nucleotides. It is a transcript of the gene mRpL36, whose product is annotated as mitochondrial ribosomal protein L36. The record is from RefSeq and is a predicted model, not a curated record. Gene Ontology annotation, cellular component: ribosome; mitochondrial large ribosomal subunit. Gene Ontology annotation, biological process: translation. Gene Ontology annotation, molecular function: structural constituent of ribosome. NCBI's taxonomy places the organism in Eukaryota, Metazoa, Arthropoda, Insecta, Hymenoptera, Apidae.